Molecule: messenger RNA, 2414 nt
Organism: Esox lucius (northern pike)
Lineage: Eukaryota; Metazoa; Chordata; Actinopteri; Esociformes; Esocidae
Gene: fam3c
Product: FAM3 metabolism regulating signaling molecule C
Exons: 10
Coding region: 183-866 (227 amino acids)
Source: RefSeq, a predicted model, not a curated record
CUACGUUAGCUGGCUAGUAACAUAACAACACUCCAAAAGCCACAAUGUAGGUGGACGUCUAGCUACGCUAUGCAUUUAGUUAGCUUUAAUACAGUCGAUAACACUGACGUGUUAGAAUUGACUUGGGUCUAGAAUGACAGGGUCCUACAUUGUGUUGUUGAUUGCAGAUUGUCAGGGCGAACAUGAUGAGAACUGGAGGCAUUUUGAAGUUGGCUGCACUGGUUUCUGUCUUUUUACUGGGAGUUUUCCUUGCAUUCGAGCUACUGGAAAUUAAUAUGGACUUCAGUUUGGAGAACAUGUUCGCUAGAUCUGUGCCUGUGGAGGGAGGCUCUACUAAACCGGCCCGCCACAAGUGUGGCCUCUCCAAGUUGUGUCCCGAGGGACACUUCUCCUUUAAGAUGGCCAGUGGAGCAGCCAGUGUUGUAGGUCCGAAGAUCUGCCUGGAGGACAACAUAUUGAUGAGUGGUGUCAAAAACAAUGUGGGAAGAGGAAUGAACUUUGCCCUAGUUAACGGAAAGACAGGGGAGCUUAUCAAGACAGAAUUCUUUGACCUUUGGGCAGGAGAUGUCAAUGAUGUCAUCAAAUUCCUAAAGACAGUUGAGGAAGGGACUGUGGUGAUGGUUGCCACAUUUGAUGAUGCAGCCACCAAGCUGAACGACGAGGCCAAGACAAUGAUAAGUGAACUGGGCAGUUCUAGCAUUGGCUCAUUGGGCUUCCGGGACAACUGGAUUUUUGUGGGAGGCAAAGGAAUCAAGACCAAGAGUCCCUUUGAACAGCACAUUAAGAACAAUGCUGAGACCAACAAGUAUGAGGGCUGGCCAGAGGUGCUGGAGAUGGAAGGCUGCAUACCCCAAAGAAAGGACUGAUCUAUGAACUUCGUCCCUGGAUCAUCUAUCUCCCAUUCCCUUGAUGCCUGACUAUGCACACCAUAAUGGAUUUUACAAUAGACCCUCUUCAUCCAGCGCUUACAUCAACGCCCACGCUUUUAAGUCCAUGAUGUUGAUUGUGCAAGUGCAGACUUUUGGGGAAGUGUGAAGAAAUCAGCACAAAGCCUUUGUCUGUAACUGUCUAUGUUGCCCGUUAACCAUGUUUGACAUAAGGGACUGUCCUGGAAUUGUUUUUGUUUGGGUCAAGGUAUUCUCUAUUUAUAGAAUGAAGGAUUGCAGGGUUGCUGUUUUGUCAAAACACCUGUUUUUGGAUACAAUGCACCAAGAUCACUGUGAAAUUUGUCAAAAGGACAUAAGGAUCAAUCUUUUGAACACGUUUUAAUAAUAUAAACUCUUGAACAUGCAUAGCAACAUUGAGUAAAUGCCCAGUGUUUCCAGAUUUGUAGGAAAUAUGAUCUAUAAUUUCUACUAAAUUGCUUUGUUAAAAAGCAGCUGAGAGGGAAUAGUACACCCAUUAUUUCCCAGAGUAGAAUGUGGAUUGGCCAGCUCAUUCCUCCCUAGAUUGCUGAUUGGAAAGUUCAAACGGCACAGGAGAAUGUCAUCUUCUCAAGGGUUUACCAAUGGUCGUUUUUUUAAGGGCUCUAUAUAUAAAUAUAUGCUUUUUGCUUGAUUAUGUUAAAUGUUUCCGCAAAUUAAGUUGAGUUUUUCAGGUUUCUGUUUUUCACAAUUAAAAUCACACCUUAAGUAGGAAAAACAACAACAUUUCAUUAUUUAAGUACAUAGCAAUUCUUAAACCAAAUCCAGGGACUGCUUGUGUGGUGUAGAUUUCUUUUUUAAAUGUAUGUUCAUGUAAUGCCUUUCUCUAAAAGCACAUUGUUUUUGUUGGCAUAGGCUGAUGCCUAAUAGCUACACAUGGUAGUAGACCCACAGACUGAAGCAUUCUGCUCUUAAGAAUAUUAUGGAUGGAUUCUUGUUUUAUGGUCAACUUUAGUUACAUUAAUAACCCUAACCCUACUUUUAGUAAAUGUCCUAAUAACUUCAAAACGUUUUUGGAUACUGUUAAAUUGCAUGAACAUUUCUGGAUUCUGUGGACAGGUCAAUCAUGAUGUGGUUUAAGAUGUGUGAUUUUCUUUUUUUAAUAAUCAACAGUCAUUUUGUUUUUUGUCUGGGGUUGGUGAGGGGUAGUGUAAAUGACAAUAAUUGUGUAGCUGAAAGCGAGUGAGAAUGGGGAAUAUGUUUUGUAUGUAUCUACAUUUUAUAGACCAUGGGAAUCCUAGGUUUUGAAUGUCAUCCAUAUGUCUAAUAAAAACAAAAUUGAAUAUGUCGAUUUAUAUUGAAGCUGUGAAGAAACUAGCGGAAACAAAUGGACAGACUGUGCUCAGUGUGCUUUAUAUAGUAAGGGAAAACUCACCUCACCCACCACUAAUGUGUAGCAACCUACUGGGUGACGUUAAGUGGGCAGUUUGUGCCCGAACAUUUACCAUAUCAGCUACGCGGGAAAAGUGAUGAAUGAAUACUUCCAGUUUC